Messenger RNA from Penicillium verhagenii, 1971 nucleotides. RefSeq names its product putative protein kinase. Lineage: Eukaryota; Fungi; Ascomycota; Eurotiomycetes; Eurotiales; Aspergillaceae. Gene Ontology annotation, molecular function: ATP binding; protein serine/threonine kinase activity. Bases 1 to 1971 code for a protein of 656 amino acids. The transcript has 2 exons. Gene Ontology annotation, biological process: intracellular signal transduction; protein phosphorylation. The record is from RefSeq and is a predicted model, not a curated record. Gene Ontology annotation, cellular component: cytoplasm.
AUGGUGCCCUCCGACUCCGGUCCGACCGAGAGGUCUGGGUUAGCCUUGAAAUUUCAGGAUGAUCAUGUUCUCGCUGCAAUCAACGAUGCUGACGGUCGCCCGCAAAGUCAAUCCAGUGUGGAGGGAGACCAUGAUUCCUGGCGAGUUGAUUCUGCACCUUCCGUUUUGAUGCCGCUGUCGCCCCUGCCCUCCCUGCAGAUUCGCACCGAUUUCCCAACUUCGCGCCCCGUCAGCUCGCAUCGUGAUAACGAUCCUCUUGCCGCACUCAGCGUAUCAUCCGGUAGCUUUCCACAGCGCACUCCAAGCUUGCGCGCCCUGAUCGCUCCGCCUAUCUCUAGUGCAGGGUCCUUAUCUCCCGCCUCAUUCAUAUCGUCGCCACAACUGAACGCCAUGGGCGACAUUACCCCGCUACCUUCGCCUAUCGGCGGGGCAUCACCUUGGCGCCGCGGCGAACCGUCACUAUCGCGAACCUCUUCUACCGCUUCGCGCAGUGGUUCUAGUCUGCGGCUGAGUGACUCCUCGCAAAUGCUAGGCCUUCCUCCCUCGCGGCCGCACGGGAAAUCAUAUACCGGGCUGAACGAUUUAGGCGAGGAAUCGCCAAUCGUAAAUCGUACCCGUUAUCGAUCACCUUCAAAACAUGUUCGCAACCGCAGUCUCAGUGACUAUGCGCCAGCGGGACGAGUCUCUUUACCCCGCCCUAUCGCCGUUUCGGGGACUGGUCCAAAUAUCGCACCAUCAUCAAGCACCGACUCAAAGUCAACGGGCCUGCAUCGCGAGCAGUACUUGGCCGUCCACCGGGGCAUUACCUUGCCCUCUGUCCGCCCUCCAAGCCCACCCCGCAGCAGUGGAAGUGGGUAUGGGGACAGCGACACAGAGCCUGUCAUUACGCACUCGCCGCUUCUGUCGGCUUCGGAUGAGAUUUACCCAGUCCGGUCGAUCCGUACCCAGCAAGCGCGCAUAUACCGGAAACUUCGAGUUCUUGGACAAGGUACAUUUAGUCAAGUCAGUCUCGCAGCGCGUGUUGAACAACCAAUCCAGACGCCCUUGUCCCCAUCGGCUGAUGGAUAUGCCGGCAUGGGUCCGCCUGUGGCUACGCAGAAGCUGGUAGCGGUCAAAGUCAUUGAGCAUGGUCCUGCUGGAGGAGCAGACCAAGAACGGCUGGAAGUCUCAUUGAAGCGAGAAGUGGACAUCCUGAAGUCGGUAAAUCACCCUUCAUUGGUCCAGUUGAAAGCAUUUGGCAGCGACGAUAAACGCGCCCUGCUGGUUCUGGACUAUUGUCCUGGUGGCGAUCUCUUCGAGUAUGCGACCUCCGGCGCUCGGUCCUCAUCGCCCAGCCUCAUCCGCCGCAUUUUUGCGGAGCUAGUCAGUGCCGUUCGCUAUUUACAUUCCCAUUACAUUGUGCAUCGGGAUAUUAAAUUAGAGAAUGUACUGCUCACCAUGCCAAUCCAUGCUAUGGAUGAUGUCAAAGACUGGCGUACCUAUGACCGUGCAGUUGUCACACUCAGUGACUUGGGACUGUCACGACGCAUCCCAGAACCCCCCGAAUGCCCGCUUCUUCAGACCAGAUGUGGUAGCGAGGACUAUGCGGCCCCUGAGAUCCUCAUGGGUCAGUCUUACGACGGUCGUGCAACUGAUGCCUGGGCCCUGGGUGUCCUAUUAUACGCCAUCAUGGAGAACCGUUUGCCCUUCGAUGUUCUUCCUGGUACUCGUGGCGAUCCCGCCAAACACCGUGCCCGAACUCCUCAUCGUAUCGCACGUUGUGAAUGGGGUUGGUAUCGGUAUGCCGAUGCGGAUGAAGAAUGGGACCCUGAAAAGGGUCGCGACCUAGAAGGCGCACGGGAUUGCGUGGAGGGACUUCUCAAGCGCAACACCCGUCGCAAAACACUUGAUGAGAUUGCCGCCAUGCCGUGGGUCCAGGAUGCCAUCGAUGUCCCAGAUGGACUGAAACGAGGCGACAAAGAAGUGCCGUAG